GCUGUAAUACAAACUGCUGAGAAAAUUUAAAGAUAAAUUUGGAAUUUUAUAAACAUUUUGAAGUACUUUUGUAGUUGUUCUUUAAAAUUCAUUUUGCAUUCAGCAGAUUUCUUUAAGAAUUUGGUUAUUGAAAUUAUUAUUUUGGAUACAACAUAAGCUUAUGAUAAAAAGUUUGAGUUGUUGCUGAAAUGGGUACAGAUUUCUUAAUACAUAAUGCAGGAAUAUUUGCUUAUUUGAAUUUCUUAGUGCCAGCAAAAAGAAAAGAAAUUUUGGAGAUCUUGAUAAAUGGAUUAAAAAGAUUGGAAUACAGAGGCUAUGAUUCAGCAGGGCUUGCAUUUGAGGGAAGUGAGAUUGAUCAGAAUGACAACCUUAUUAAGAUGGUCAAGUGUAAAGGUCGUGUGUCCAUGCUGGAAGAUGAAAUUAAAAGAUUAGCAAAUGUCAACUAUGAAAAAGAAUACAAAAUCCAUGUGGGCAUUGCUCAUACACGAUGGGCCACUCAUGGUGAGCCUAGCUCGGUUAACAGCCAUCCACAGAGAUCGGAUCUUGAUAACGAGUUCAUGGUUGUACAUAAUGGUAUCAUCACAAAUUACAAAGAUAUUAAAUCAUUACUAGAAAAGAAAGGUCAUAAAUUUGAAUCCGAAACAGACACAGAGGUCAUUGCCAAAAUGAUAAAACACAUCUAUGAUAGUCAUAAAGACAACCAAAUAUCAUUUAGGGAAUGUGUGGAAUUGACAAUCCAACAGUUGGAAGGAGCAUUUGCUCUCUGUUUGAUGAGCAGACAUUUUCCAGGAGAAUGUGUAGCCGCAAGGAGAGGAAGUCCAUUGCUUGUUGGUGUAAAAAGCCAGGCCAAACUUUUAACAGAUCAGAUACCUGUAUUAUAUAGUAAAGGUCGAGCUGUGUUAGAUGAGAAAGGUAGAGACUCUUUAAAAGACGAGAAUGAAGACCACAGAGGUUUCAUCAACCCCCAAAGAUGUGAUAGUACAACAGAAUUUCAUACAGUCGGAGAACAAAGUGAAGUGGAGUAUUUCUUUGCUUCUGAUGCUAGUGCAAUAAUAGAACACACCAAUCAAGUGAUCUUCCUGGAGGAUGAUGAUGUGGCAGCAAUUAAGAAUGGAACUUUAUCCAUCCAUCGAAUCAAACGCACGCUUGAUGAAUCUACUGUCAGAGAUGUUAUUACACUUAAAUUGGAAUUACAAGAAAUCAUGAAAGGGAGCUAUGGAACUUUUAUGGAAAAAGAGAUUUUUGAGCAGCCUGAAUCUGUGAUCAAUACAAUGAGAGGGAGAGUAAAUUUUGAGAAGAACCAAGUGAUUCUUGGUGGAAUAAAGGACUAUAUGAGUGAAAUCAGAAGAUGUAGACGAUUAUUAUUUAUAGCUUGUGGAACAAGUUACCAUAGCGCAGUGGCUACACGACAGUUAUUGGAAGAGCUAACAGAAUUACCUGUGAUGGUAGAAUUAGCUAGUGAUUUCUUGGAUAGACAGACACCCGUGUUUAGGGACGAUGUUUGCUUCUUCAUCAGUCAAUCAGGAGAGACGGCUGACACAUUGAUGGCUUUGAGAUACUGUAAACAGAGAGGUGCCCUGAUAGUGGGGAUCACUAACACUGUAGGCAGUACUAUCAGUAGAGAUUCACAUUGUGGUGUACAUAUAAAUGCUGGGCCAGAGAUAGGGGUUGCAAGUACAAAGGCCUAUACUAGUCAAUUUAUUUCACUCGUUAUGUUUGGUUUAGUUAUGUGUGAGGACAGAAUCUCUAUGCAAGAAAGACGAACAGAAAUAAUACAGGGGCUGAAAAAGCUACCAGAAAUGAUUAACGAAGUUCUCCAAAUGAAUGAGAAAGUAAACGACUUAGCCAAAGAAUUAUAUAAACAGAAGAGUUUGUUAGUGAUGGGCAGAGGUUAUAACUUUGCUACAUGUUUAGAAGGAGCCUUAAAAAUUAAAGAGUUGACAUACAUGCAUUCCGAGGGAAUAUUAGCAGGAGAAUUAAAACAUGGACCAUUGGCUUUAGUAGACAAAGCUAUGCCUGUUCUUAUGGUUAUAACCAGGGACAAAGUAUAUCAGAAAUGUGUAAACGCUCUACAGCAAGUGAAAUCCAGACAUGGUCGUCCCAUUUUACUAUGUUCUAAGGGUGAUGAGGAGACCAUGCAGCAAGCCUAUCGCUAUAUUGAGGUUCCCAACGCUGUGGACUGUCUCCAAGGGUUAUUAACUGUCGUCCCACUACAGCUUUUAUCUUUCCAUAUAGCUGUAUUAAAGGGAAAUAACGUCGAUUGUCCUCGUAAUUUAGCAAAGAGUGUAACAGUGGAAUGAAUAUCUCAAGGUUACAGGUAGACUCUCCAAGGAGUUUAUUGAAGAUCCAUUCCACUGUAUGCAGUUAAUGGACUACUACUUAAAAUGUGGGACCUGUGUUAUAGGAUGUUAUAAGUGGACUAAUUAGUAGUACUUGUCAAUCAUUGGACUUUGAUUAUUUUAUAGAAGUAUUUUGUGGGAGACAUGCUAUAAUAAAUAUUAUAUACAUUUUGUUGACUCUCUUUAUCUUGAACAUAUAUCUGAAGUGCCAUAUAAGUGUUUAUUAAUUACCAUAAAUUGUAUUAAAGUUGUGUAUAUCUGUACUAACAUGCAAAAGAAAUCAAGUACAUAAAAAAAUUAAAAGAUUAAUAUAUAAAUUUCUAGGACCUUUUUGGCAGAGCUUUCUUGUUGUUUUAAAUUAACUAAAUGUGUCAACUAUAUGUAAAUCAUUUGAGCCCAAAUAGAGCUUUCGUUUUGUAGGUCCCAUGUUUUUAUGUCAGGCUUUUGAAUGUCUGCAUUCGUAAUAAGGGUUGAUCAACGGGAUGCUUCAGAAACUGGGAAUUUCAAUUUACAGGAUCUAUAAAGGAUGAUAAUUGAGUUUUUUAACAGUUAUUAAAUCCAUUUCAAUUUAUAAUACAUGUUGGUUUAUAAUAUUGAUUAAUAGAACUUGGCAUAUUUUAAUAAACAAGGCGUUGGUUCAAAUGAUUUUGAUUUAAUUGAUUAAUAAAAGUUCAACAUAAUGAGAGUCUAGAAAUAACAGUACACUGUAUUUAUGUAUAGUAAUUUAUGUUUAAAUUAUUUUAGUAACUACAUGUAUAUUGAAUAGUACCGGUAAUGUGCUGGAUGCAUUCAAGAUCUUAAACAGUUUUUUUUAACUAGGCAUAUCAAGAAAACAUGCUUUGUUGUGAUUGUAUAAGAGUUUUUCAAUCAAGCAUAAAGUAUGCAUUAGAGAGGGAAACUGUUUAUAGAUUCUGGAGGAUUAAUAUAUGUUUUCUAAUUUUUUAACUGCAUAUAUAUUUUCUGUAAUCAAAAUUAAUUCCUUGAUUUCAAUUAGAACCUUUUUAAGUUGCAUAUUUCAGUUAGGUCCUUUAUUAAGUUGCCUAAUUUAGUAAUAGUACUUUUUGAGAUACUACCAUAUUUCAUUGCAAACACAUAGUAUCAAAAUCUAUGACUCUGCACCAUGCAAAUCGGUCAACUUCAGUGGAAGGUAUUGUGGUUAAAUCAUGUGAAUUGAUUGUAUAUCUGUUUUAAAUGUUGUAUUAAUUUCAAAUGUAAAGGCAGCUUCCUAUUUACAUUUUGAUUUAUGUUUCAUUAUAUUUAUACAAUACAUCAAAUAAGUGGUUGUCUUUACCUUUUUCAUGAAAGUUUGAAUAUUCACUUCAAAAGUAUUUUAUUCAUGCAUUAUACCUUUUUUAUAACUAAUCUUUUGACACCAAGAUCUAGUCUUGAAUUAAAUUUUCUGGUCAACAUCAUUCUGGAUUUUUCAGAUGUCCUUUGUAGACUUCCUACCCUCAAUGUAUUAAAUUUUUUAUGUAGAAUAGUCAUUCUGCUUUGCAUUCAGGCUUAUGCAAAUUGCAACAUGGGAAAUGAAAAAAAAAUCAUACUCAAAACAAAAAUAAAAAAAGGGGCUUAAAAGACCUGUUAUGAAAAUAAAUACCUAAACCAAGGUUUUCAAAAUGUUGUAUUUAUUGCAGACAAUUGUAAUUGUAAGGGAAGCCAUUUUGUUAUGUAAUUAUUUUGAUUUAGAGUAUUGUUUUUCUACAACUUAUAUUUUGUUUGUUAAGUUUUAUCAUGAGACAUCACUUUUUUUGUUGUUAUGCAGUAUUAAUGACAUUCUUCCUGUCCCUCAUCGACAGGGAGGACAAGUUGAUUUUGUUAUUUUAUACAUAGUUUGUUUCAUUUUCUUGACUUAUAAAUUUAAAAUUUUAAAUCCAGUAUUUUGUAUAUUCCACAUUGAAGAUGAGAUUCAUUAUCUAUUACCAGCCACUUUUUGGUAUAGAAUUUAAAAAAAGUAUAAAUGAUUCGAAAAAUCUUUCAUUGGAUGAAUUUUGGACAAACUGCUUAUACGUGAUUGAUUACUAUCAAGUAACAGAAGAAAAAUCUUGAAAAUGUCCCAACCUCACAGCUGGAUAAAGAAAUAGUCUUCAAAUGAUUAUCAGAUUCCAACAUUCACAUGCUCAGUAAAUUAUUGUUUUAAACCAUAACAUAUUGUAAUCUUAGUUGAUGAUAUUUUUGCUUGAAUUUUGAAUAUAUAUAUGUGUAAAAAAAAGGUGAUACAUUAUUUGAAUAUACAUGUUAUGAAAAUGUCAAAUUAUUUUAUAACUGUUUAAUGUUUAACAUACUGUUUUGGAUUAAACAUAAACUAAU
This is a messenger RNA of Mytilus trossulus (common blue mussel), 4646 nucleotides long. RefSeq names its product glutamine--fructose-6-phosphate aminotransferase [isomerizing] 2-like. Gene Ontology annotation, biological process: carbohydrate derivative biosynthetic process; fructose 6-phosphate metabolic process; protein N-linked glycosylation. The record is from RefSeq and is a predicted model, not a curated record. The transcript has 22 exons. NCBI's taxonomy places the organism in Eukaryota, Metazoa, Mollusca, Bivalvia, Mytilida, Mytilidae. Gene Ontology annotation, molecular function: carbohydrate derivative binding; L-glutamine:D-fructose-6-phosphate transaminase (isomerizing) activity. Bases 189 to 2300 code for a protein of 703 amino acids.